Molecule: messenger RNA, 1827 nt
Organism: Dothidotthia symphoricarpi CBS 119687
Lineage: Eukaryota; Fungi; Ascomycota; Dothideomycetes; Pleosporales; Dothidotthiaceae
Exons: 3
Coding region: 1-1827 (608 amino acids)
Source: RefSeq, a predicted model, not a curated record
AUGGCCUCGCACUAUCAAGGUCCUGCUUCCCUUGCGUUCUCAAGGUAUGCCAGCCCGCAGCAGAGGAGCGAUCAGCUUGCCGCCUUCGCAGCGGUAUCGCCUAUUUCCAAGUCAAUGAAGGAAAACGUUAUCGCCACCAAGGAUCAGAUCGCUGCCUCUGACAACCAGCCCGCUCCCGACAUGGCGACCCAGAACUCCGAUGCGCAGCUUGCAGUUGCUCAGGGCAAUACCCUCAAGAAAGAAGUCGACACGCACGCCGCGAAGUUCUCUAGGUCUGUAUCAACCGCUGUGACGAACACACGACAGCUGCUUGAGCUCAUCCGCGACUCAUUACAAAAGGAAGACGCGUCGGAGCUCAAGACUGUGGAUAACCUCUGGAACGAACUUGAACAGCUUUUCGCGGCUGCAAAGGAAGCCAAGGUAGUUUUGCCCAUCUUUCUGGAGAAGCAGAGGAACAACAUGAGUCUCUACCACAGCUCGAUGAUGAACGAGACAUACCGCGAGACGCAAGAAGAGUUGAACAUCCAGCACAAGAAGGUCAACCUCCAGCACAAUCUCAUUCUUGAACACCAGCAGGCUUUCCAGGACUACAAAGAGCAGGUCGCUCCAAAGCUGCAGGAGAACGAGGAGCUUCGAGAUCGUCUAUCACGCCUUACGCUAGAGAAAGGUAACUUUCGCACGGAGAUUGACAAGUACAAACAGCUCCUGGAGCAGCAGCAGUCAUGCGGGACCGAAGAUCUCAAGAAGGCGGACGACUUGCAGAAGGAAGUGGAGACGCUUGUAACUUCCAGUCAGCGGCUCAUGACGGAGAACGAAACCCUCCGCGACAGGAUUAACGACAUGGAGGAGCAGAAGAAGACUGCAGAACAGACGCUUGCUGAUGGCUACACGGAAGAACUCAGGUCCAAGACAGAGCUGCUCGCGAAGGAAGGUGUCAAGACCAUGUCUCUCAAUGUUCUAGUAAACGCUCUGAAGUCUGGUGAGAGCAAUGCCAAGAAGGAGGUCGAUAAGGUAAAGGCCGAGAACAAGAUGCUUGGUGAGAAGUACAAGAAUCAGGCUGCUGAGCAUGCAACGGCUUUCACGAAGCUCAGUUAUCAGACCAAGAACAUCGAGGGGCUGACUGUCGAGUUGGAGCGCCUCCGAAAAGAGAAGGCCGAGCUAAAAGCAAGCCUUGCCAAGCUGUCCGAACUUGAAGAGACCAACACAGAACUAUCACAGGCAAAGUCAGAUUUGCAGAAGCAGGUCGACAAACUCACUGCGGAGAUGGGUCAAGCCAAGGAUGAUGGUAGGAAGGUUGAGAACGAAUACAAGGUUUUGUUGGAAAAGGUCAAGAAGCUUGAGAAGGAAAACGAGGACCUAGAGAUCGAGAACAAUAAUUUCGAGGCUGAUCACAAGAAAGCUCUGCAAGCUCUCACUGUUUCCCAAAAGGAGAACUCAAAGCUCGUGUCAACCGUCAACGGGCUCAAGACCAACCGUUCUGCAGUGGCACCAGCUGUGGGUGGCAUUCUAACCGCCGGUAAGGAGACUAAGGCUCUUGAGGAGAAGGUUCGAGGGCUCGAGGAGCAGAAGACUACCCUUGAAGACGCUCUCGAGGAGUGGACUACUCUCGCCAAGCGUUCCUACAAAGAGUACAAGGAAAUGCUCCCGACUUACAAGCUAGCCGACAAUUUCCGCAAAGAUGCCCUUGAGAAGCAAGAACAGAUCAAGGCCUUGAAGCUCCAGCUCGCAUCCGCCAAGGUCUCGCAGUUGAACGGCGGGGGUGCUAGCGGCGAUGCAGGCUACUGGAAGGACAAGUACGAGAGACUACUGUCCACUUACGGGAACUAA